This is a messenger RNA of Plasmodium malariae, 1776 nucleotides long. Its product is annotated as GTP-binding protein, putative. The record is from RefSeq and is a predicted model, not a curated record. The transcript has a single exon. Gene Ontology annotation, cellular component: nucleolus. Bases 1 to 1776 code for a protein of 591 amino acids. Gene Ontology annotation, molecular function: GTPase activity; RNA binding; GTP binding. Lineage: Eukaryota; Apicomplexa; Aconoidasida; Haemosporida; Plasmodiidae. Gene Ontology annotation, biological process: ribosomal large subunit biogenesis.
AUGAGAUUUAUGUUUAAAGUUCUACUACUAGCAAAUGUGUAUUACAUUAUAGUUUUGUGUUUUUUGAAAAACAGUCACUCAAGUAAGGACAAUGUUUUUUUAUAUAUACAAAAAAAGAAUGUUAUCUUCAAAAUUUUGAAUUUUCAAAAAAGUAAAAAUGUACGUAAAAAAUGUAACAGGGUUGUGUAUAUGACGAAUAAGGAAAAUAAUGAGCAGACAAGUGAAAAAGGCCAAGAGGAGGAAAAAAAAAAAAAAAAAAGUGUAAAAUUUUAUGGGUUCUCACAUAUAUAUAAACAUUUAAAUUUGGAUAAAGGUAACUUAACACAUAAGGAGGAAGAAAAUGUAGGAAAAGCGGAAGAAAUAGAAGUAGUAGCAGGAACAGAUGAGGACGAAACAGGCCCCUCUAUAGAAGCGAGUAGUGAUGCUGCAAAUAUGAGAAACAACAGUCUACUAGUCAAGGAUGACCCGAAUAGGAUACAGAAAAUGAAGUUCGAAAAUAUAUAUGACUACAGCAGUAUAUUUAAAGAAAAGGAAAAAAAAAUUGAAGUGAGAAAAUAUAUAGGGAAUAUUUUUCAAAAACUUCCUAAAUUUAAGGACAACUUAAAGGUUAUUAAAGACGCGUUAUUAUAUCUGAAGUUUAUAGAAAAAGGGAAUUUAUAUUUAAUUAAGAAUGUUGAUAAGAAGAGUGUAAAUUGUGAACCUUAUGAUGAUUUGUCCAAUACGAAAAGAAAAAAAAAAGGAACUAAAAAAGAUAAAAUAAAAUUAGAAUUAACGAGUAUUUAUAAUAAUAUAAAUAAAGAAAAACAUAUGAAAAAAAGGAUAUGUAAAGAAUGUUGUAUUAAAGUUGAUUUAUAUACAAAACUUUUAUCGAGGCCUUUAAAUAAUAUUUAUAAUUUACAUAAAAAUAUAAAAAAAUUUUUACACCCUUUUCAGUAUAGUUUAUAUGAAAAUGCAGUAACGAUAUUAUAUAAAGAUGGAGAAGUAACAAAUUCGUUAAGUGAUGUUUUAAAUAAUAUUUUAGAUAUUAGAAAAUUAAUUACAAUAACAGGAAAAACAUAUGCUGGUCAGCUGAAAUAUUUAAAAACAUGUAGAGAAAUUUUUAAAAAGUUAAAUGAAGCUAUAGUAGAUCUUAAUAUUAUUUUACAGUCAGGUAGGAAAUGGUUAGAUUUAUAUAAUUCGUAUAUAAAAAAAAUAAGAAAAAUAAAAUAUAUAGAUAUAACACAACCUGCUAUAUCAAUUAUAGGUUGUACUAAUGUAGGAAAAAGUAGUAUUCUUAAUUCUAUUACUAAUUCUAAAUCACGGAUAGCUGAUUAUAAUUUCACUACUAAAGAAUUCAAUUUAGGCCAUUAUUCAUUUACAAAUGAAAGUGAUAUAUUGACAACACAAAUUAUGGACUUACCAGGUUUAAUAAAUCGAUCAGAAGACAAAAGAAAUAUUAUGGAAAAAUUAUCUCUUUCUUCUUUAAAAAAUAUACCUUCAGGAGUUAUAUAUGUUUUUGAUCCUUUAAAAAAAGAUGAUCAUAAAUUCUCUUCUUUGAAAUCACAAAUUGAUAUUCGAUACUAUUUAAGAGGAUUAUUUCCUUUUAGACCAUGGAUUGAUGUCAUAACAAAAUCGGAUCUAAUAAACUUUGAUCAGGUCGAUAUACCAAAAGAUAUAAAGGAAAAUGCUCUCUUUGUCUCUGCAAUGAACAAAGAUUCUUUACUACCCCUGAAGGAUAAAAUUAAUGAAAUAACACUCAAACUGAACAAUUUUUUGAGCAAGCAUACAAUGGAAUGA